AUGGACAGGCUACCCGAUGCACUGCUCGAGGAGAUCCUGCUCCGCCUGCCGGCGUGCGGCGUCGUGCGCUGCCUGGCCGUCUGCAAGUCGUGGCGCGCCACCGUCUCCGCCCCGACCUUCCGCCGCGCGCUCGCCGAGCGCCCGGCCGCCGCCACCGUUGCCAAGGUCGUCGCCGCCUGGGCGGCCUAUCCCGGCGACGGCACCAAUCGUGAUGCCGUGCUCAUUGGCUCGUUGUUCCGCGGCGACGUCCACGAGGCGCCGCCGUGUCGGUUCGGCCUCACGCUCCUCGCGCCGACGUUCUCCAUCCUUGACAGCCAGGUCCUCGGCUCCUGGGACGGCGUGAUCUGCAUCGAGCGCGGUGGUCCUCCGAUGGGGAGCUCCCGCUGGAUCCUGCCUCUGUGCUGGCUCAACAUCUUCCGUCCCCGGGAGUAUGUGCUCUGGAACCCGUUCACCAGGGCCUGCACCGUCGUCUCUCCCCCGGAAUAUGACGACGACGACGGAGGCCACGGCGUGAUCAUCGGCGCCUACGCCCACCCGGACACCAUGCGCUUCCACCUCCUCCAUGCCGUCGGCAAGGCGGCAACUCUCGGCCUGUUUGUCCCGGCCGUCUUCCGGGUCUGGCGAGUCGGGGACGACGACGCCGCCGGCGGCUGGCGCGAGAUUCCCAUGCUGGACGACGCAGAUCAAGUGCAAGGCGGAGAAGCGACGAGAACCAUCUCUAUCAAGAUGCACAGCGCCCGAUCGGUCAGCUUGCACGGCAACCUGCACUGGCUGGUGCGGCGGGCCUCGGACCGACGGCUGCAGGUGCUCGUGUUCGAGCCGGCGCGCGAGAGGUUCCGGCUGAUGGAGGCGCCGCCGGCCUUCCAAGGGAAGCAGGAAGACCUGGCAAGAUCGCGGAUCGUCGCCCUGUCCAACGGCAAGCUCUGCGCCGUCGUCAUCGCACCGGCGACCAGCACCAUGGAGAUCUGGGCGCUGUACGACUACCACUGUUCCAGCUUGCGGAGCUGGCGGCUCACGGACAGGGUCAGCCUUGUGAUGCCCGACAGGCACGACGUGUCGGCCGCGUUCACGUCGGCGACGCAGGUAGAGGUGGCGCAUGGCGACGCGGAGGGUGAGGAGGUGAUGGUGCGCCAAGACGGCCGGAUCGACGCGUACAGCCUCCGGCGCAGGGUGUGGUCGAGGCUGGACGUCUCCCGCUCGGAUCCUUAUCCCAUGGACGUGUCGCUUCUGGCACACCGGGGGAGCGUUGUGCCGCAUGACGUCAGUUUCGGCGAGAAAUCACGCCUGCUUCAACAUACCAUCAACAUCCAUGGCCACCGCUGCUACUGCCUCUAA
This is a messenger RNA of Oryza brachyantha (malo sina), 1335 nucleotides long. RefSeq lists its product as uncharacterized. The transcript has a single exon. Gene Ontology annotation, molecular function: protein binding. The coding region runs from base 1 to 1335 and encodes 444 amino acids. The record is from RefSeq and is a predicted model, not a curated record. Lineage: Eukaryota; Viridiplantae; Streptophyta; Magnoliopsida; Poales; Poaceae.